UCACAACCCACCAUACUUUCCAAAGAGAUUCAGACACAAAUCAGUUCCUUCGCCAGUGACUCCUCUCCACUCAGCUACGGACCUACAGGAAGACCAGUCGCAAUGGCUCCCUCGUUCGUGACCAUUGACACCACCCCCGACUUCGACCUGGCUCCCCCACCUUCGGUCAAGUCCAUCAACCCCUCCUCGCAGCGGAUCCUCCUCCUCGCGCCCCCCUCCAUCGCCACCCACGAAGAGAAGCUGCGCGAUCUCUUUACAACCUAUGACCGCGCCACUACCGACCUACAGAUGCUCGACCGCAUCGCUGGCGGUUUUGCCUCUCUCCCCGCCAACACCUACGAUCUCGUCCUCGUCCUCACCGACACCGAUGGCGCGCGCCGCUCGGAGGCUCUCCAGCUUCUCAACCGGAAUGUUUAUAGCGCUUUGGUUCCGUCCAUGAAGGCUGGGGCCAAGUUUCAGACUCAAGACAACAAUUUCGGAGAGGCUGAGGAGCGGGAGGCGGUUUUGGCGGGGUUGGUUAAGACGGACGGCGGAUUCGAGAAGGCCGACCAAGGCAAAGUGUUUGCCAUCCCUCUCCGGCGGAGCGGGAAGAAGGACGCGGCCAAGAAGACGCCUACCGCUGCUGCGACGAACGUUCAACCCAUUCCUCCGAUCGUCGCUCCUGCACCGACCGCCCCGGCAAUGGGCAUCAUCAAUGAUGACGCCGAUUACGGUGAUGACGAUGAGUUGAUUGACGAGGACGAUCUCUUGUCGGAAGAUGACUUGAAAAGACCCAUUCCUCCCCCCGAAUGCCAACCCAAAAAAGGCCGGAGAAGACGCGCGUGCAAGGACUGCACAUGCGGUCUUGCCGCGCGACUCGAGGCGGAGGAGCAAGCGCAGCGGGAGAAGGCCGACAAAGCGCUGAACGUGAUGAAGCUCCAAACCGACGACCUCAACGAGUUGGACUUCACCGUCCAGGGCAAGCCGGGCUCCUGCGGGAACUGCGCACUGGGCGAUGCCUUCCGGUGUGACGGAUGUCCCUUCAUUGGUCUUCCAGCCUUCAAGCCGGGCCAGGAGGUCCAGAUCAUGAACAAUGUUGUGCAAUUGUAGCGAUGCUUUUUAUUCCCACUAUUGUUAUGCUCUUCUUAGCGGAGUUGGGGGACCAGGGCAACGGGUUUGGGGAGUUUAGUUUCUUUGUCGGGAGGGUACAAAAUAGAUAGAGUCUUUUUGACGACUUUGGACGAAAUUAUAUCGAGAAUUUCAAUCGUUCAUUUUUAGGACUUCUGGCA
Molecule: messenger RNA, 1268 nt
Organism: Aspergillus saccharolyticus JOP 1030-1
Lineage: Eukaryota; Fungi; Ascomycota; Eurotiomycetes; Eurotiales; Aspergillaceae
Product: DUF689-domain-containing protein
Exons: 2
Coding region: 103-1089 (328 amino acids)
Biological process (GO): iron-sulfur cluster assembly
Cellular component (GO): cytoplasm
Molecular function (GO): iron-sulfur cluster binding
Source: RefSeq, a predicted model, not a curated record